This is a messenger RNA of Salvelinus fontinalis (brook trout), 7019 nucleotides long. Its product is annotated as complement C1r-A subcomponent-like. Gene Ontology annotation, molecular function: calcium ion binding; serine-type endopeptidase activity. Gene Ontology annotation, cellular component: extracellular region. The record is from RefSeq and is a predicted model, not a curated record. Lineage: Eukaryota; Metazoa; Chordata; Actinopteri; Salmoniformes; Salmonidae. Bases 91 to 6915 code for a protein of 2274 amino acids. The transcript has 10 exons. Gene Ontology annotation, biological process: proteolysis; complement activation.
UCCAGAGCGACUUACAAGUACAUACAUUCAUACUUUUUUGUACUGGCCCCCCGUGGGAAUCGAACCCACAACCCUGGCGUUGCAAGUGCCAUGCUCUACCAACUGAGCCACACGGGAUCCCUCUUUCCACCCCUCCAUCUCUCUUAUCCAUCUCUCUCUUCUCCAUCCCUCUCUCCAUCCCUCCAUCUCUCUUCUCCAUCCCUCUCUCCAUCCCUCCAUCUCUCUUCUCCAUCCCUCCAUCUCUCUCUUCUCCAUCCCUCUUUCUAUCCCUCCAUCUCUCUUAUCCAUCUCUCUCUUCUCCAUCCCUCUCUCCAUCCCUCCAUCCCUCUCUCCAUCCCUCCAUCUCUCUUCUCCAUCCCUCUCUCCAUCCCUCCAUCUCUCUUCUCCAUCCCUCUCUACAUCCCUCCACCUCUCUUCUCCAUCCCUCUCUACAUCCCUCCACCUCUCUUCUCCAUCCCUCUCUCCAUCCCUCCACCUCUCUUCUCCAUCCCUCUCUCCAUCCCUCCACCUCUCUUCUCCAUCCCUCUCUCCAAUCCUCCACCUCUCUUCUCCAUCCCUCUCUACAUCCUUCCACCUCUCUUCUCCAUCCCACUCUCCAUCCCUUCACCUCUCUUCUCCAUCCCUCUCUCCAUCCAUCCACCUCUCUUCUCCAUCCCUCUCUCCAAUCCUCCACCUCUCUUCUCCAUCCCUCUCUACAUCCUUCCACCUCUCUUCUCCAUCCCUCUCUCCAUCCCUCCACCUCUCUUCUCCAUCCCUCUCUCCAAUCCUCCACCUCUCUUCUCCAUCCCUCUCUCCAUCCCUCUCUCCAUCCCUCCAUCUCUCUUCUCCAUCCCUCUCUCCACCUCUCUUCUCCAUCCCUCCAUCCCUCUCUCCAUCCCUCCAUCCCUCUCUCCAUCCCUCCAUCUCUCUGCUCCAUCCCUCGCUCCAUCCCUCCAUCUCUCUUCUCCAUCCCUCUCUACAUCCUUCCACCUCUCUUCUCCAUCGCUCUCUACAUCCCUCCACCUCUCUUCUCCAUCCCUCUCUCCAAUCCUCCACCUCUCUUCUCCAUCCCUCUCUACAUCCUUCCACCUCUCUUCUCCAUCCCUCUCUCCAUCCCUCCACCUCUCUUCUCCAUCCCUCUCUCCAAUCCUCCACCUCUCUUCUCCAUCCCUCUCUACAUCCUUCCACCUCUCUUCUCCAUCCCACUCUCCAUCCCUUCACCUCUCUUCUCCAUCCCUCUCUCCAUCCCUCCACCUCUCUUCUCCAUCCCUCUCUCCAAUCCUCCACCUCUCUUCUCCAUCCCUCUCUCCAUCCCUCUCUCCAUCCCUCCAUCUCUCUUCUCCAUCCCUCUCUCCACCUCUCUUCUCCAUCCCUCCAUCACUCUCUCCAUCCCUCCACCUCUCUUGUCCAUCCCUCUCUACAUCCCUCUACCUCUCUUCUCUAUCCCUCGCUCCUUCCCUCCACCUCUCUUCUCCAUCCCUCUCCCUAUCCCUCCACCUCUCUUCUCCAUCCCUCUCUACAUCCCUCCACCUCUCUUCUCCAUCCCUCUCUCCAAUCCUCCACCUCUCUUCUCCAUCCCUCUCUACAUCCUUCCACCUCUCUUCUCCAUCCCUCUAUCCAUCCUUCCACCUCUCUUCUCCAUCCCUCUCUCCAAUCCUCCACCUCUCUUCUCCAUCCCUCUCUCCAUCCUUCCACCUCUCUUCUCCAUCCCACUCUCCAUCCCUUCACCUCUCUUCUCCAUCCCUCUCUCCAUCCCUCCACCUCUCUUCUCCAUCCCUCUCUCCAAUCCUCCACCUCUCUUCUCCAUCCCUCUCUACAUCCUUCCACCUCUCUUCGCCAUCCCUCUCUCCAUCCCUCCACCUCUCUUCUCCAUCCCUCUCUCCAAUCCCCCACCUCUCUUCUCCAUCCCUCUCUACAUCCUUCCACCUCUCUUCUCCAUCCCUCUCUCCAUCCCUCCAUGUCUCUUCUCCAUCCCUCUCUCCAUCCCUCCACCUCUCUUCUCCAUCCCUCUCUCCAUCCCUCCAUCUCUCUUCUCCGUCCCUCUUUCCAUCCCUCCCUCUCUCUUAUCCAUCUCUCUCUUCUCCAUCCCUCUCUCCAUCCCUCCAUCCCUCCAUCCCUCUUUCCAUCACUCCAUCUCUCUUCUCCAUCCCUCUCGCCAUCCCUCCAUCUUUCUUCUCCAUCCGUCUCUCCAUCCCUCCAUCCCUCUCUCCAUCCCUCCAUCUCUCUUCUCCAUCCCUCUCUCCAUCCCUCCAUCUCUCUUCUCCAUCCAUCCACCUCUCUUCUCCACCUCUCUUCUCCAUCCCUCCAUCUCUCUUCUCCAUCCCUCCAUCUCUCUUCUCCAUCCCUCCACCUCUCUUCUCCACCCCUCUCUCCAUCCCUCCACCUAUUUUCUCCAUCCCUCUCUCCAUCCUUCCACCUCUCUUCUCCAUCCCUCUCUCCAUCCCUCCACCUCUCUUCUCCAUCCCUCUCUCCAUCCCUCCACCUCUCUUCUCCAUCCCUUCACCGCUCUUCUCCAUCCCUCUCUCCAUCCCUCCAUCUCUCUUCUCCAUCCCUCUUUCCAUCCCUCCAUCUCUCUUAUCCAUCUCUCUCUUCUCCAUCCCUAUCUCCAUCCCUCCAUCUCUCUUCUCCAUCCCUCUCUCCAUCCGUCUCUCCAUCCCUCCAUCUCUUUUCUCGAUCCCUCUCGCCAUUCCUCCACCUUUCUUCUCCAUCCCUCUCUCCAUCCGUCUCUCCAUCCCUCUCUCCAUCCCUCUCCUCAUCCCUCCACCUCUCUUCUCCAUCCCUCCACCUCACUUCUCCAUCCUCUCUCCAUCCCUCCAUCUCUCUUCUCCAUCCCUCUCUCCAUCCCUCCAUGUCUCUACUCCAUCCCUCUCUCCAUCCCUCCACCUCUCUUCUCCAUCCCUCUCUCCAUCCCUCCAUCUCUCUUCUCCAUCCCUCCAUCUCGCUCUUCUCCAUCCCUCUUUCCAUCCCUCCAUCUCUCUUAUCCAUCUCUCUCUUCUCCAUCCCUCUCUCCAUCCCUCCAUCCAUCCCUCCAUCUCUCUUCUCCAUCCCUCUCGCCAUCCCUCCAUCUUUCUUCUCCAUCCGUCUCUCCAUCCCUCCAUCCCUCUCUCCACCUCUCUUCUCCAUCCCUCUCUCCAUCCCUCCAUCUCUCUUCUCCAUCACUCUCUCCACCUCUCUUCUCCAUCCCUCCAUCCCUCUCUCCAUCCCUCCAUCUCUCUUCUCCAUCCCUCCACCUACCUCUCUUCUCCAUCCCUCUCUCCAUCCCUCCACUUUUCUUCUCCACCUCUCUUCUCCAUCCCUCUCUCCAUCCCUCCAUCUCUCUUCUCCAUCCCUCCACCUCUCUUCUCCAUCCCUCUCUCCAUCCCUCCACCUCUCUUCUCCAUCCCUCUCUCCAUCCCUCCAUCUAUCUUCUCCAUCCCUCCACCUCUCUUCUCCAUCCCUCUCUCCAUCCCUCUCUCCAUCCCUCCAUCUCUCUUCUCCACCUCUCUUCUCCAUCCCUCUCUCCAUCCCUCCACCUCUCUUCUCCAUCCCUCUCUCCAUCCCUCCAUCUCUCUUCUCCAUCUCUCUUCUCCAUCCCUCCAUCUCUCUUCUCCAUCCCUCUCUCCAUCACUCCAUCUCUCUUCUCCAUCCCUCCAUCUCUCUUCUCCAUCCCUCUUCUCCAUCCCUCCACCUCUGUUUUCCAUCCCUCUCUCCAUCUCUCUUCUCCAUCCCUCUCUCCAUCCCUCCACCUCUCUUCUCCAUCCCUCUCCCCAUCCAUCCAUCUCUCUUCUCCAUCCCUCUCGCCAUCCCUCCAUCUUUCUUCUCCAUCCGUCUCUCCAUCCCUCCAUCCCUCUCUCCACCUCUCUUCUCCAUCCCUCUCUCCAUCCCUCCAUCUCUCUUCUCCAUCACUCUCUCCACCUCUCUUCUCCAUCCCUCUCUCCAUCCCUCCAUCUCUCUUCUCCAUCCCUCCACCUACCUCUCUUCUCCAUCCCUCCACUUUUCUUCUCCACCUCUCUUCUCCAUCCCUCUCUCCAUCCCUCCAUCUCUCUUCUCCAUCCCUCCACCUCUCUUCUCCAUCCCUCUCUCCAUCCCUCCACCUCUCUUCUCCAUCCCUCUCUCCAUCCCUCCAUCUAUCUUCUCCAUCCCUCCACCUCUCUUCUCCAUCCCUCUCUCCAUCCCUCUCUCCAUCCCUCCAUCUCUCUUCUCCACCUCUCUUCUCCAUCCCUCUCUCCAUCCCUCCACCUCUCUUCUCCAUCCCUCUCUCCAUCCCUCCAUCUCUCUUCUCCAUCUCUCUUCUCCAUCCCUCCAUCUCUCUUCUCCAUCCCUCUCUCCAUCACUCCAUCUCUCUUCUCCAUCCCUCCAUCUCUCUUCUCCAUCCCUCUUCUCCAUCCCUCCACCUCUGUUUUCCAUCCCUCUCUCCAUCUCUCUUCUCCAUCCCUCUCUCCAUCCCUCCACCUCUCUUCUCCAUCCCUCUCCCCAUCCAUCCAUCUCUCUUCUCCAUCCCUCUCUCCAUCCCUCCACCUCUCUUCUCCAUCCCUCUCUCCAUCUCUCUUCUCCAUCCCUCCAUCUCUCUUCUCCAUCCCUCUCUCCAUCUCUUUUCUCCAUCCCUCUCUCCAUCCCUCCAUCUCUCUUCUCCAUCCCUCCACCUCUCUUCUCCAUCCCUCUCUCCAUCCCUCUCUCCAUCCCUCUCUCCAUCCCUCCAUCUCUCUUCUCCACCUCUCUUCUCCAUCCCUCUCUCCAUCCCUCCACCUCUCUUCUCCAUCCCUCUCUCCAUCCUUCCAUCUCUCUUCUCCAUCCCUCCAUCUCUCUUCUCCAUCCCUCUCUCCAUCACUCCAUCUCUCUUCUCCAUCCCUCCGUCUCUCUUCUCCAUCCCUCUUCUCCAUCCCUCCACCUCUGUUUUCCAUCCCUCUCUCCAUCUCUCUUCUCCAUCCCUCUCUCCAUCCCUCCACCUCUCUUCUCCAUCCCUCUCCCCAUCCAUCCAUCUCUCUUCUCCAUCCCUCUCUCCAUCCCUCCACCUCUCUUCUCCAUCCCUCUCUCCAUCUCUCUUCUCCAUCCCUCCAUCUCUCUUCUCCAUCCCUCUCUCCAUCUCUUUUCUCCAUCCCUCUCUCCAUCCCUCCACCUCUCUUCUCCAUCCCUCUCUCCAUCCCUCCAUCUCUUUUCUCCAUCCCUCUCUCCAUUCCUCCACCUCUCUUCUCCAUCCCUCCAUCUCUCUUCUCCAUCCAUCUCUCUUCUCCACCUCUCUUCUCCAUCCCUCUCCCAGACAUAGAUGAGUGUUCAGCUCCAGACCCUGAGGAUGGUUCUGGUCCACUCUGCUCCCAGCUCUGCCACAACACCCUGGGCUCCUACAUGUGCUCCUGUCGCCAUGGCUACGAGCUCCGCCCUGACCAGCACACCUGUGUCUUGUCCUGUGGUAGGGGUAUAUUUGAUGAACCAGGGGGGACUCUGUCCAGCCCAGGGUACCCUGACCCAUCACCCCACGGCCUGGCCUGUCAGUACGUCAUCUCUGUGGAGCCUGGGUUCAUCGUCAACCUCAACUUCACUGACAGCUUCCACAUAGAGCACAUAGGCACCCAGAAUGGACCCAGCUGCCUCUACCACUGGUUACAGGUGUCCAUCCCCGACAAGGAACCCCAGAAGCUGUGUGGAGUGAAGAGUCCUGGACUAAUGGCCACUAACUCUUACACUGUCCAGCUAGACUACCACACUGACUGGGCUGGUCUGAGCCAGGGCUGGAGCCUGCACUACACUACUCAGAGGGUGCAGUGUGCUUCACCCAGUUCUAUCACCAAUGGAAGAGUCACCCCAAACUUUCCCCAGUACUAUUACAGAGACUACAUCCAAGUCAGCUGUGACCCUGGCUACAAACUAAUGAUGGAUGGCAGAGAGAUCAAGAGCUAUGCCUCCAUGUGUCAAAAGAAUGGACAGUGGCACCUUUCCCUCCCUGAGUGCCACAUAAUUGACUGUGGGGAACCUGAAGCAUUGUUAAAUGGAGGGGUAAGGUUCAUAUCUGGCUCUCAGAACCAGCACCUCUCUGUCAUUCAGUACCACUGCAAUGAACCUUUCUACUCACUCCUUGGAGGAGCAACUGUGAGCUACACUUGUGCAGCAGAUAGAACAUGGAGAGACAACCUUGACACCCCUGUCAUUCCCUCAUGUAUCCCAGUCUGUGGUCAGCCCACAGUGUCCUUCUCAGGCUUUCAGAGGAUCAUGGGGGGAGACAAAGCCCCAGACAAAACCAUCCCCUGGCAGGUGAUGCUCAGUGUGGACGGAGGCAGAGCAGGGGCCAUGGUGAUCGGGGACCGCUGGAUCAUGACUACAGCUCAUAACCUUGUGCAUCAGGGCAAACUUGUGCUAAAGGAGAAACUUCUGGUUUUUGUGGGAGACAAUGAUGCAGAAAAACUAGCAAAGCUCACUCCUCUUGGUGUCGCCUCUCUCCACCCCCACCCUGAAUACAAAAACCCAGACAAAGCAAGCUACAAUCAUGACAUCGCCCUGAUAAAACUCCAACAACCACUCACAUUCCACGCUGCCAUCAUGCCAUUGUGUCUGCCACCAGAGAACGCUGCAUACAAAAGUGGCCAGAUUGGUAUGGUGUCAGGCUUUGGCAUCAAAGAAGAUGAUAUCAUUGCCAACGAUCUCAGGUACAUACUUCUACCAGUAGUGGAUGGGGAUGCGUGCCAAGACUCUGUCAACAAAGCAAAAGCAGCAAUGCCAACAGAGACGAUCCCUGUUCUGACAGACAACAUGUUCUGUGCCGGAGUACCUGAGGGGGGCAAGGACUCCUGUAUGGGGGAUGCUGGAGGGGCGUACGUCUUGAGGGAUGGUAGUACUAAACGGUUUUGGGCUGCAGGUAUUGUCAGUUGGGGUGUGGGUUGUGGGCAGACUGGUAGAUAUGGAGUGUACACCCGUGUGGCUAAAUACAUUAGCUGGAUUAACAAAACCAUGGAGGACAAUAAGUAAAAUAUAUAGGCGAAGGUAACGAGGGAAAGAGAACAGAAAUACAAAAGUAUUUUCAAUUCAAGUCAUGAUUUAUGAAUCCAAAUAAAGCCCAAACGUUUCAUUUC